Molecule: messenger RNA, 1185 nt
Organism: Talaromyces stipitatus ATCC 10500
Lineage: Eukaryota; Fungi; Ascomycota; Eurotiomycetes; Eurotiales; Trichocomaceae
Exons: 7
Coding region: 1-1185 (394 amino acids)
Biological process (GO): regulation of transcription by RNA polymerase II
Cellular component (GO): chromosome
Molecular function (GO): chromatin insulator sequence binding
Source: RefSeq, a predicted model, not a curated record
AUGUCAAUAGGAGAGAGAGCCACAAAACAGAGGAAAGAGGAGUCUCGAACAGAUUGUGACAUGAUGUUCAAAACUCAGUGGCAUGCGAAUCGCCAUGAUGAGACUCAUACACGGAGCCUUGAGGAGCGUAAAAAGUACAAAUGUCCUGAAUGUAACGACGGUUUCACUACCAAACCAGCCCUAGAACGGCAUAUCAAAGGCAUGCACACAGAGAAUCCCAACGAUCUGCAUUGUGAGACUGUGAAACAAUUCCUUGUUCUAUUCCCGAACGGAAGUUCAAAAGCAAAAUUAUUUGAACACCCAUAUGUCAAUGGAUGUGCACAUGAGGAAGGAGAGAUUAUGCAAGGGGAAGGAAUUAUACAACAAGAAAUCAAUCCCGUGCAAAUAUCCCGGCUGCAAGUGCAAAAUAAGUCGACGGAGAUAUGUCUAUCAUAUGGCCAGAACCUACCUUACCUGAUCUGCAAAAAGCUCUUCUGGAAUACCGACUCUUUACUCGCUCAUAUCAGGACAUAUGAUGAAAAGACUGGGUAUGCUUGUCCACUGAAAGAGGAGUUUAACUGUCAGUAUUUCACCGCCACGCCCGGCAAGGCCGACGAGCAUGCACGUACUGUCCACCGAAAAGAAGGGGCACUUCUGUGCAUGGUCCUGACGUGCCCACACGCUGUCAGUGGGAUGCCCAUCACCGAAGCUGGAAUGGAUACACGCAUGAUAGCGCACGAGGAUUCAAGUCACUUGAAGGGACUCGAUCAAUACCCUGAACCAAUAAACACCACGAAUGAUGAAAUGCAUGCGCAAAACAAUCAUAAGUCUCUAAAAGAGGCAACUCCAGAGACAGAGGCGGAUCUUGGAGUCACAAGACAGCAGGUGGCAGAGCGGAAUGACGCUAUUCGAAAGUCUGGCUGCACCAUUGUGGAAGCGAACAGGGGAUAUAAAUGUAUAGGCCCCAGCCUAUUGGUGAAUGGGUUGUUGACACAUCUCUGUCCCUACAAUGCCACCAUCGACUUUGACACGGCGUCCAUAGUCCAGAAUUACCGGGGUUUUGCGCUACAGACGUCCGGAGAAGGAACGAGACCAGGAACAAUGUGCGGAAAGAUUCUGCUUCCAGCGGGUGUGGCUGGCCGCGAAAUUCUGCAAAAAGCACUACAACAGCCACGCGGUAUCGACACCAAAGGAAUUGGUACCUGA